GAUAAACAUCAUCGAUCAUAUAUAUAUAUAUAUAUAUAUGUAUAUACUGAUCUGAUUUAAGAAUCUCUGCAAAUAUUAAUUCUUCGAUAUCAAUAAUGGGUUCUCUUAUGGCUGGUUGGGAUUCUCCUGCUUCCAAGUCUAACCCUAAUGAAGCUGAGUUAAGGAGGAAUAAGUCACUGACGAGAGACGAAAUCGAAGCGUUUUGGAAGUUGAAGAAGCUGAAAGAGGAAGAACACUUGAAGGAUAUUUCUCUUCUGUCUCCUCGCACACAGAAAAUUAUAUUCGAAGAGGCUGUGAAGAGGACAGCUCAACCGGGAAUUGAGAAGGAGCUUCUAGAAGCUGACACUGAGACAAGUCUCGAGAAAUUAAUACUCAAAAAUGGCUGGUGGAUCAGCAGCACGUCGGCGUUUCUGAACGAGCCGCCGGUGAUUGCGCCGGAAGGAACCGCGAACAAGUACACGGCGCAGUUCCACGUGGCGCAGCCGCCGUCGCCGGCUCCGGGUCGCGGCGGCGCUGGAAUCAACGCGUGAGAUGGAGACGGCGUCGUUUUGGUAGCUGGUGAUGUGUCGCACGUGUGGAGUGUGGUAUAGUGUCGGUGUCGUAUAAUGUACGUAUUGGGAUCGUAUAGUAUUAUAAUUAAUGUGUUAAUUGUUUGGGGUUUUUUGGAUUCGACUACGAGUAUGUAUUUUUCGGAACUUCUGUGGUCUUCCUCCUCGUGUGCUUCGACUUCUGUCAGCGUGGCCUGUUGUGAGACGACGUCGUUUUCAGGAAUGUAAUUGAAGCUGAAAUAGGAAUGUUACGACUCCGUAUA
Messenger RNA from Andrographis paniculata, 811 nucleotides. RefSeq lists its product as uncharacterized. Bases 96 to 530 code for a protein of 144 amino acids. The transcript is spliced from 4 exons. The record is from RefSeq and is a predicted model, not a curated record. NCBI's taxonomy places the organism in Eukaryota, Viridiplantae, Streptophyta, Magnoliopsida, Lamiales, Acanthaceae.